AUGGAGGCGGGACUGACGAGCACAGUUGUCACAGUCCCUGCCUGUCUUGACAACUUGCCUUCCAAGGCCCUGUUUUUCCCAACACGGUGCAGGAACCAGGAUGUGAAGCUCCCGCAGGAAGUGAUGACCCGGCGUUUUUUCUCUGUGCAUGGGCAGGACUGCACACGAGUGCGCAGAGUUAUCCCGGUCUCUGAAAAAGCAAAGCAGAGGGCCGGCAGUGACAGGAUAACCCUGGAUCAGUGUGGGACUCUUUUGAAAUACUCUCAGCUGUCGAAAGGCGAUGACCCCACAGCAGAUAUCCAGCCAACACACAAUGACGGCCUCUCACAGCGUCGGCUGGGAGGAAAGAAGCUUUGGAGUCUGGUGUGUGAGUCGGCUUGGAAAGUCCAUAUUGCAAAGUUCUCUCUGUUGGUGGGGUCGAUCUUUGGAUACCUGGUGUUUGGCAUACUUGCAGACUGGUUUGGCCGACACCCAGUCCUGAUCAUUUCAGUGCUGUUCAUGCUGGUGUUUGGUCUGACUGUGGCAUUCUCUGUCAACGUCCCCAUGUUCAGCACCUUACGUUUCUUUGAAGGCUUCUGCCUGGCAGGGAUCACCCUUUCUCUCUACGUCCUCAGAAUUGAGCUGUGCCUGCCAAGAUGGCGAUUUUCCAUGACCAUGGUGGCCAGUUUUGUGGUUCUGGGUGGUCAGCUUCUCAUGCCCGGUGUGGCGUACCUUUGUCGCGACUGGCAGGUACUUCAAGUUGUCAUCAUCUGUCCCCUGCUGCUUAUGCUGUCCUACAUUUGGAUUUUCCCUGAGUCACUGCGUUGGCUGCUGGCCACUCAGCAGUACUGCCGCUCCAAAUGGAUCAUGGGACACAUUGCAAAGAAGAAUCGAGCGAACAUGGAACUUGAUGCUGAUAGCAUCCUUACAGAGCUUCAAAGAGGACUUCAAAAGAAACCCAAAAAGACAUGCAUCGUGAGAAUGGUUGGCACCAGGAACCUGUGGAAGAACAUUGUUGUUCUAUGCGUCAAUUCGCUAACGGGUUAUGGGAUCCACCACUGCUUUGCCCGCAGCAUGAUGGACCAGGACGUCCAGGAUACCACUAUGUUUCACAAUUUCUAUGCAGACUAUUACACAAUGGCGGGCAUUGCGGUGGCAUCGUGUAUUGCACUGUGUCCAGCUGUAGGCUUGAUGGGCCGGCGUGGUGGCCUUCUUAUGUUCAUGAUCGUCACUGCCCUGGCUUCACUGCUGCAGCUCGGCCUGCUCAACUUGCUGGGGAAGUACAGUUACCACCUAAAUAUAGAUAGCUCAGAUACGCUGAAAAAGAACUUCUCCAUUGCGUUCUCCAUCAUCGGUAUGUUCUCUUCCCACGCAGUCAGCAACCUGAGCAUCUUCUUCUGUGCUGAGAUCACCCCCACUGUGAUCAGGGGUGGUGGUCUUGGACUGGUCCUAGCCAGUGCUGGCUUCGGCAUGCUGACUGCACCCAUCAUGGAACUUCACAAUCAAAAGGGCUACUUCCUUCACCACAUCAUUUUUGCCUGUUGCACUCUCAUUUGCAUCAUUUGCAUUCUCCUGUUACCCGAGACACGUUAUCAGCCUCUCCCCGAGAGCUUGGCCGACAGUGAGAGCUACACCCGUCCGCCUCUACUUCCACCGAGGAAACCGGGAGAGCAGCACCUACUGGCCCUGUCCGAGAGCGGCAGGGACUACACCAGAGUGCACGAUACCCCCCUCCAUGAGGUAGCAGCCACAGCAGUUUCAACUAUGGACUCUACUGCCUCUUCAGCUGUGGACUUGACGGUCCCAUAUGCUGGGGAAGUGUCCACCUCCAUUCUCUUGGAGCGUCACCCUGUUAAGCCUGACCCCAAAGAGCCCAGCGGUCACUCCGUUUCGUCAUCAACCCCCACUCCUGAAACAGCCCUGGGUAAAGAUGGCGUCAUAGCCGCUAGCAAAGACCACCUGUUGUCUUCCAGUCCUUUACACAAAGCCCCAUGCAUCACAGACCCACUUCUGGCCGAUGCAGAAGAAACCCAUGCAAUAGUCCUCGGCCCCGUUGAGCCGAUGACGGAUUGUGCCACGCUUGAGAUAAACGACAUUGUUCCUUCCUCUGAAAGCAUAGAUAGCUCAGGCCCUGCUGCUUCAUGUGAUUCUCCCUCUCCCUCCAAGCCCCAAAUGUUGCCCUCCUCUUUACUCAUCAGCACUACACCCAUUCUGGAGCCGCCACCCAGCUCUAUAUUAGAGUCGCCGAAGCCCUCGGAUAACGAUGUUGACACUAUGAUCACAUCUGAUGCGUCUUUGCCCGGGGAUGCUCAGUGCACUUCAGCAGACUCGUCUACACCAUCAGUGCAAGAUGGUGUCCCUCCCUCUGCUCUUCCUGUUACAGACUGUGACAUUCCCUCCGACCCUCCAUCCUCCAUUACCCCAAACUCUGACAUUCCCCUCCAGGUAGAAAUGGCAGAUGAAGAAACAUUUACCCCUUCCACUAGAGACUCCCAGUCUGCUCAGGUAGAUUCUACCUCUUUAUGUGUUAAAGAUGGAACUACUCAUUCUUCUACUCCCUCAAAUUCUGACAUUGCUUCACCAUCGCCCACAUCUCCUCCGCCUAUUGACUCAGGCCAUGUGACCUCAGUGGACUCUUCCACUCCCCCUACAGCACACACAGCCGCCAAUUCACAGCCCCCUCCAGUUCUCCCUGUCACAGACAUUGUGAAUACUUGGAUUCCAGAACCAAGCACCCUGACUGUGUCAGAUAUUUUACCAGAACCUGUAGUCGCGCUUGACUUGGAUUCGGUACCAAGUUCCAUUGCGGGUUCAGCCUGUACAGAAGCAGCAGAUCCCCCGUCUUUAAUGGACUGUACCGUGUCCUCCCCUAUAGACUCUGGUGUCCUCUCUAUCCUGGAGAGGGAAAGUGCCAGCGCAGAAAACAACAUUGUCAGUAGCACAUUGUUGUCGUGA
Messenger RNA from Menidia menidia (Atlantic silverside), 2934 nucleotides. The record is from the annotation of a GenBank genome assembly. Lineage: Eukaryota; Metazoa; Chordata; Actinopteri; Atheriniformes; Atherinopsidae.